ACUGUACGUUUGUUUCUCUGAGCCGAGGAGACUUCACCGUACAAAGCAGAUUUAAAACCAGAUAGACAAAAUACAACAGCACACACACUGUCUUGUGUGUCUUCACUGCAGCUGAUUCAGCCUCAUCCACUCCUACAUAUUCUGUAUCAUCAUGAUCAAGCAAUUUAUUCUACCUGUUGCUGCAUUUGUCGCGGCGCUGAGCUCAUGGAACUACUAUUCCCAAAAAUAUGAGAAAAUGGACCAUAACGAGACAAAGUCACUGUUUCAGCAGUCACAGAAGGAGAAAGAAUGGGAAAAUGUGGUUGCUACAUUGAUGGAACAGGAGAAUGAGCUGGAGAAGCUCACAGAGAAACAUGAACUACAACAUAAAAGGAAUUCCACAAAGCUGAACCUGAAGGACGAACUGCUCUUUGACUCUGCGCUCACCAUCAUGACAGGAUCAAUGCCCCUCAAAACUGUCUUUGUCGUCCUCCUUAUACACACAUGUGCUCGGUUCGUUGGAUUCGUUUCCUCUGUGUUUCCGAACAUGAGCUUAGCUGCUAUCCUGUUUGACUUGGCUUUCAGUUUGAUUCUGGCUGUUUAUGCCAUGACCAAAUGGAAAUGCCAGAAAGCAGAGCUGGAGAAGAAAAACGCACAGCUUGAGAAGGAGUCAGUGGAGAAAGACGAGGACCAGACGGAUGUGGUCAACACAAUGAUGGAGAUGAAGACUGAACUGGAGAACCAGAGGCAUCGACUCAGAGUGCGCCUGGCAGAGGUGGAGGGGGAGAGGGAAGUUAACAAACAGAAGCUUCAGGAAGUGGAGAAUGAAAUAACAGAGAGGGAGCUGAAGUUUGACAAACCACAGGAGUUACUAACAGAAAAAGAAAACUUACUGCGAGCGCAGUGGAAACUGGACGAGACCAAGAAAGAAAACGAGAGACAGCUGCUGAACACCGAGAGACUGCUGGAGCCUUUAGAGAUCCAGUUUACCAGAAUUCUUCAAAAGAAGGAAGCAGACUUUAGGUAGAGUUGUCAGAGGAAGGAAAAGUAGUCAAUAUGUAUGGUGGCCCUCCAAGGUUAACGCACUGCAAAGAGAAAAUGCAAACAAAUUAAGAAAUGCACUGCAAGACGCUCAGAAACUGUCUCCAGUGGACACUAAAAAGUGAUGCACUUGUUUUUGGCUGAUGAAGUUGAAGUUGACUGUCCCUCAGUGGUGCUGCACAAUGAGCUCGAAUGUUUUUAUGUUUUUUGUGUGUGUUUAACAGUAUCUGCUGUCAACCUAGCGUUAGCCUUUGGCUCAUUAUGAAUACACCAGGCUGUUCUCACAAACUGUUUGCAUGUUUUCCUAUGAAAAGUAAUGCACCUAAAUUCAUACAUACCCCACAUAUUUUGAAAGGCUGUGUUCAGUUACCAAUGCGUUGAUGGUGGUAAACAAAGAAGCAGUCCCGUGCUCGCUUGUAGGGGGCCAGGUUGGGGUGGCAGAUGGGUCAAAAAAAGUGGACUUUCGGCCGGGACUUUCCCCUGGUGUCUCAUGGUCACAUCCAUGUGAACUUGGAGUGAACUUAGAGACAUUUUACGGUACGUCCUUACCAUGUUGCUUUUAUUAAACCUAACCACAGUAACUUUUAGUGCCUAAACCUACCCUCCGUAGUUUUACGUGAAUUAUGUAACUGUACAUGAAGGACAUAACAUCAUUUGUGGGGUCACAAAUUUGUACGACAUGAUAUAAACCAUUCUUUGAGAAUAUGUUGAAUAUAUACACAUAUAUUACGUGAUUAGUGUUGGGAGGAUAACCUCUAAAACCCUUUCCACUGCAGAUUACUGAAUACAUGCCCUAAAAUGUAAUUUGUGUAACAUUCCACUAGAGUACUCACACUAAGUAACAUAUGCCAAGUAUUUGCUUGCUUGCUGAACUCAUUUGUCUGGGUCUUGUAUUUCCAUGCGCAGAGCACACUCCCCUGCCACUGUCAUUGAACAGGUGCACUGCACACAUUUAAAAAAAAUCUGUUUAUGGGAAAUGAAUGCCUCUCUGUCCACACUAAAUCUGCUAAAUGCGCACUUCUAAAAAGACAAACCACCUACCUAUCAGCUGUGCACUAAACUGGACAGAUAACCUCUUAAAAGAUAGGCAAGUACGCUCUAUGUUUGUACUUUUUAAACAGAAAACACAAGUUAUAUUUUGUGAUAUUUACUGGAAAUUUCAUAUGAUGUAGCCAACAACAAGUCGAUGUGCCAGAAAUGUUCAGCUCCCUGCAGAUCUCCCUUCAGGCAACUGCCACCUAAUUUAUGUUUUUGUAUUUUUUUUUUUUUUUUUAGUUAGUUUUGUAGUGAUCAUGUAGAUAAUUCCUCAUUUCAACUUAAUGAAUCAGUCAUUCCUCUUCUAUUGUGGAGCUUUUAAAGCGAGGAACAGGAAUAAAUAGAAACAGGAUGUCUGACAAAAGUUCAGUUUAAAACAGCAGCGCUGCGUCGCUUGCAGCCAGUUAGCAGCCAGAUAACACAAUCCCCUCAAGUAAUCUAUUUUAAAAGACAGUAACUGUAUUCAGAAUGGCACCAACUGAAGCUGUAACUGUAACAGAAUACAGUAACGUAUACGUAAUACGUAACUUAGUUACUUGUAUUCAGUUACUCGCCACCCCUGAUUAUGAAUACGUAGAACACUGCUUAGAAGAGAGAGUGAAAAUAAAAAAUAACUUUAUUUAAUGCUUGAUUUAUUACAAAUGGGUGCAGCUAAAGUUUUACUUGACUGAGUGAGUACAGUGGUGUCAUGUGUUACUUGUUUGACAUUAACUGUAGGACAAUCAGUUUGUUUAAACCUUUUUUAAGUAUCUCCCAAAGUGUAAAGUGUUUGCAAAGCAUCUUUGUGAUUUUGUGUCAGAAACAGGACUUUGUUGAAAUGUUUUCUAUAUAAAAAUGUAUUUUGCA
Molecule: messenger RNA, 2901 nt
Organism: Epinephelus lanceolatus (giant grouper)
Lineage: Eukaryota; Metazoa; Chordata; Actinopteri; Perciformes; Serranidae
Source: RefSeq, a predicted model, not a curated record